GAAGUUUUUACAUGUAUAAAUAUUUUCAAUAAUUUAUUGCAUACAUUUAUUUACAAGUAAUUGUUAACGACUGCAAUUAUGGUAAUAUUCGACAAAUUUUGAUACUUCAUUAUAAUAUACUAUAUGUAUGAACCUACUUAUAUUUUUUUUUAUACAAACGACAAGUUUCAAGUUUCAGCAUACUUGGUUGCUUUAUCAAUGUCAAGAUAGACUAAACAUUUUGAAAUUAUAUAACAACAUACAACAUUAGUUUUAAAGUGCUGAAAUAAUUUGAAAAAUUGGAUAUUAAAAAUGGUUACAGUGGAAUUAGAAAAUGGUAGCAUUCAAGAAACGCCUACACCGAAUAAUAAUUGUGUUUCAAAUAAACAAAACGGUCACAAUAUAGAACUCAAGAAAGAAAAUCAGAUUCCUGGUUAUUUGUCAAUUUAUACAUUAUUUCAAUUAAUCGGAAUAUUGCUUAUAUUAUCCGUCUUUGUAUGGCUUCAAUUUUAUCGCACUGGUUUUGGUUUUAGCGGAACAAUAAAAAUAUGCAACUGGCAUCCUUUAUUAAUGACAAUCACAUUUAUUUAUUUAUUCGCAAAUUCUAUCCUUCAUUUCAGAAAUUUUCGAAAUACUACAAAACAAAAAUUAAAAAUGCAGCAUGCAACAAUUCAUAGCUGUAUUAUAAUCUUCGGGGUACUUGGUUUAUGGACUGGUUUAAAUUCAAAUUUAAUUGCUAAUCCACCUAUUCCAAAAUUUUACAGUUUGCAUAGUUGGUUGGGAAUUAUUACUGUUAUAAUGUUUCUUUCUCAGUUUACAAGUGGAUUUAUAUCAUUUCUCUACCCUGAAAUAGCAAUGAAAUAUAAAGAAGCUGUUAUGCCUUAUCACAUUAUAUUUGGUAUAUUGACGUUUGCAUUAUCUAUUGUAACUUCAGUAUUGGGAUUUAGUGAAAAAAUCAUGUUUGCUUUGAACCAACAGCAUGAACAUAUGCCGACGGAAGGACUGUUUUUAAAUUGUGUAGGGAUAGUACUAAUUUUUUAUGGUGCAUUGGUCGUGUAUAUAUUAACCAAACCUGAAUAUAAGAGAUGUUCUAAACCAAAUGACGGAGUGACACAUAAUGGGACUUUAAAUUAAUUUUAAUUUUGUGAUUUUAUAUUUAAUUAAUGUUAAUGAUGAACAUAUACUCACCAAAAAAAAAAGCCUGACAACGACAAUAUGUCACAAAUUACUUAUCGUUUGAUUUUGUUUAUAUAAAUGCAGAUUAGUGGUGUGAUUAUAGCGAUAUGAAAUUGAAUAUCAAUUAUUAAUGUCGCAUUGAAAAUGUUUCCAAACGGAGUUCGACAAAGUCUAUACUUACUGAUAAUUGUUUUAAAAUUGUUUUAACAAUUGUCGUGAGUAGUGUUUAAUUUUUUAAUGCUUAUGGAAAUAUCUGAGAAAAUUGAUUUAUUCAGACGUAAUUUUAAACAUAAUAAAAAAUUACUAAUAACCGUUCAA
Messenger RNA from Rhopalosiphum padi (bird cherry-oat aphid), 1473 nucleotides. Its product is annotated as transmembrane ascorbate-dependent reductase CYB561-like. The record is from RefSeq and is a predicted model, not a curated record. Lineage: Eukaryota; Metazoa; Arthropoda; Insecta; Hemiptera; Aphididae. Gene Ontology annotation, molecular function: oxidoreductase activity. The coding region runs from base 292 to 1113 and encodes 273 amino acids. The transcript has 8 exons.